Daucus carota subsp. sativus is the source of this 663-nucleotide messenger RNA. Its product is annotated as non-specific lipid transfer protein GPI-anchored 15. Gene Ontology annotation, molecular function: fatty acid binding. Lineage: Eukaryota; Viridiplantae; Streptophyta; Magnoliopsida; Apiales; Apiaceae. The coding region runs from base 66 to 428 and encodes 120 amino acids. The record is from RefSeq and is a predicted model, not a curated record. Gene Ontology annotation, biological process: systemic acquired resistance. The transcript has 2 exons.
UAAUUGCAGUAUUUAACUAUUUAUACCCCAGGAGCUCACCAGAACUAACACAACAUUCAUUGAUCAUGGCCUUAAAGAUGAACUCAUGCUCUGCAAUUGUGCUUCUCUACUUGUUAGCCUCACAAGCCAUCAUUCAAGAAGCCGAGGCAGCUGGAGAAUGCGGAAGGACUCCUAUUCAAAAGGCGGCUACCAGCUUAAGCCCUUGCAUAAGUGCUGCAGGGAAUGUAGGAGCCAAAGUGACUCCGAAUUGCUGCACAAAAGUUAAUGCCUUGCUGAGGACCGCGCCUAGAUGUUUAUGCGCGGUACUUCUAUCUCCUCUGGCUAAAAAUGCUGGGAUUAAGCCUGGAAUCGCGAUUACCAUUCCUAAGCGUUGUAACAUCAGGAACAGGCCUGUAGGCAAAAAAUGCGGACGUUAUGUGGUUCCGUAAUUUGAUCAUGAUGCUUAUGAUUCACGUCUACGACAGGAGUCUUCUGCACUGAGUACAGCUUUUAUUUGUAAUGCUAAAUAAAAUAUGCCACAUAGUAGGCUAGCCGUGGCUGAUAAAUUGUGAUAACCUAUAUGGUCAAGCUUUUAACACUAUUUUCUUCAUUUGACAUAUGUAUCCUUGUGUGCUUGUUAAUAAGAUGAGUGAAAAUUUGUGAAGCACUUUUGAUUAUUGCUUA